AUGAACCCUCCUCCUAAGGUAAGCCCCCCAUCAGCCUUUACAGUAUUAAAAGGGGCUUUAGAUGGGAAUGGACCCGUUCUCACUAGAACCUUUGGCAAUGAGAAAAUUAAUAUCUCUGUAAUGCGCUUGGCGAAUAUCAUUCCUGGAAGCGGAGGGGAGGAUGAUGAUGAUGACAUAAACCAGUUGUUCCUUCACGUGGAUGUGUCAAAGCCUGGACAGGAAAAAUCUUUGCAGUUUCUAUGCGGGCUAUAUCCAGACGCAUUGGGAAUUCAUUCUUUCGGGAAUUCAAUUCUCUGUGUAGUGGAUGUUGCAGUGGAACAAGCUUUUAGUGCGGGUGGACAAAUUUUAGAUCCAACACGGUCAAGAUUAUCGCCAAAUAAUGUGGAAAUGCAAGAAUGUGUUGAUGAUUGGACUAGAGCGGCGUUGAGAACUCAAGACCAGCAAAAUUCAAGCGACGAUGAUAAUUCCGACUCAUUAACGGAGACUAGUGUGUCUUUUGUCUUGAGUAUAAUGUGUGAUGAAUUGUUAAUUGACAGGGAACUUGAUGAAAAGAUGCGAGAUGCACUGCACAGUUACAUUGAAGAACGGGGUGUGAAUGAGAGUCUCUUUAAUUUUCUUCAAGCAUGGCUUUAUGUGAAAGAUCAUAGGAACCUUAUGCGCUGGUUUAAAUCGGUGGGUAUGUUCAUUAAUGAAAAUAAAUCAACCAAAAGUGGUUAACCGUUAAAAAAUGUGAUACGGUGGAUUUGUAAAUGAAUCAUUUGCUACCCAAAUCAGCCAAAAAGUUUUUUCCUGGUGAGUUGCAAGUGCUCUGGAUUGAAUUCUGUGGUGUUAUAGUUUUGCAGACAGAUACUUCCUUUUAGAUAUUUUCAUGUUAUAAUAUUAUUUUUUUUUUUUAUCA
Messenger RNA from Jatropha curcas, 898 nucleotides. Lineage: Eukaryota; Viridiplantae; Streptophyta; Magnoliopsida; Malpighiales; Euphorbiaceae. The record is from RefSeq and is a predicted model, not a curated record.